This is a messenger RNA of Carassius auratus (goldfish), 1152 nucleotides long. RefSeq names its product membrane magnesium transporter 1. Lineage: Eukaryota; Metazoa; Chordata; Actinopteri; Cypriniformes; Cyprinidae. Bases 24 to 476 code for a protein of 150 amino acids. The transcript has 4 exons. The record is from RefSeq and is a predicted model, not a curated record. Gene Ontology annotation, cellular component: plasma membrane; Golgi apparatus; early endosome.
GAAGUGCGAUUAGUGCGGCGGUGAUGACGCAGCGCUUAUUGAGGACUGCUUCACGCGCCUCGAUCGGUUGUGCUCGAGUGAAAAUGGCCUCGUCCUUCUGGAAAGGUGUUGUCGGUGUAGGCCUUUUCGCCCUGGCACACGCAGCUUUUUCAGCGGCACAGCACCGAUCCUACCUGCGACUGACAGAAAAAGAGAAUGAAACAUUACCUAUAGAUAUUGUGUUGCAGACCUUGUUAGCGUUCGUGAUCACUUGUUACGGCAUAGUUCACAUCUCAGGCGAAUUCAAAGACAUGGAUGCUUCUUCAGAGCUCAAAAACAAGACAUUUGACACAUUGAGAAAUCACCCGUCGUUCUACCUGUUCAAUCACCGAGGCCGAGUGCUCUUCCGCCCUCCAGAGCAAGAGGCCUCCACUCCCAGCGCCCAGGCCUUGCCCUCCAAUCCCCUGCGGUUACGCAAGCUGGAAAAUUAUCAUUGAGACUGGCCUUCAGUGGGCUGCCUUGCCCGGUUUCGUUUUUUUUUAUUUUUCUUAAAUUAAUUUGUUUGCUCCUCAGUUUGUAAGGGAAAAUAAGCAUAUUUUCCUGUCUAUGUAUAUGUGAAUAUGCUGUACAAACAUGCAUCUAUUGUGGUUACUAUUUUGUCAAUGGACUGUGCCAACUUCUUUUCCAGCCGAUAUGUUUGUAAAUACUUGUUUUUGCCUGGGAGUCUUAAGUCUGUAGGUUACGGCUGUAGCCCUCCGCUUGGCUGUCACAGACAGGGCACAAAUCCUGCCCAUUUACAUUGUCGGUUUGCCAUGUUUUUGGCUGAACUGACCCUAACUGCAACCGGUUCUUCCCUGUCCCCAUCUGAAUUGAGGUCAAUAUUGUGGACCAUAAAUUGAAUUAGUGUUAGGAAGCGGAAGAUUUGGUUUACUGAACUUCAAAUUAAAAUGUAUAAUACUGAAAUUGAUUAAAACUAUUAAAACAUGUCUGAGCAAGGCCACAAUAGAUUGUAGAUUAAUAGCAAUUCUAACAAUACUGUGAACACCCAGUGGGAAUGAAUGGUACAUUUUUGUUUUCUUGAGGGGGGAGGGGGGUAAUAUUUUCAGUUUUAUUUCAUGUUGAGUCACAACUCCUUAAUUUCACCUUAAUAAAAGCUGAAAUGUUCUUGAUAAA